GCAAAAUUCAGCAGCUUACGCACACAACUUUAGUCUUUUCCAAAUAUUCUUUUGCAUUUCAUAAAAUAAUUAAAAAUCAUGGAUUUUCUUUCGUCUAUCGUUAAAACCACUAUUCCAAAUUACCUAUCAGGCUUGCCAAUUCCUAAUACGUUCGGAGGAUGGUUCAAACUUGGCUUCACAGACUAUUUGUCAUUGAUCCCACCAACCCUCUUUACUGCCGGUGCUGUGUAUACAGCUUAUGUAGCCUUCUGUCCAGCAGCUGGAAAUUCUGGAAUUUGUCGUAGGAAAAUAAUUAAGCGUGUAAACAAUAAGAUCCGAAUGGAUGAAGCUAAAGUUGUUGACAUGAUAGACAUUGAGGAUAUCUCAGAGAAGGCUGCAUUCUGUAGAUGUUGGAAAUCAAAGAACUGGCCAUACUGUGAUGGUUCACACGGUGAACAUAAUAAGGAAUGCAACGACAAUCUUGGACCAGUUGUUGUGUCCAGGAAGCAAAAAUAGAUGAAAUUCUAGGCUCAAAGAUAUUCAUCCAUAAAGUUGAUAUUUGGCAAGUUAAAGGGGAAAUUAGCUUUUGAAAGAUUCAAUAGCAGUGGAUAUGUGAUUACUAAAUUUUGGUGACGGGAAAUUUUAUAAUGGAUGUAUAACAAACAUUUUAGUGCUGAAUAAAAAAUAGCUCGCAACUGAGUGAUUUCAAUGCUCAC
Molecule: messenger RNA, 695 nt
Organism: Chironomus riparius
Lineage: Eukaryota; Metazoa; Arthropoda; Insecta; Diptera; Chironomidae
Source: the annotation of a GenBank genome assembly